Molecule: messenger RNA, 999 nt
Organism: Metarhizium acridum CQMa 102
Lineage: Eukaryota; Fungi; Ascomycota; Sordariomycetes; Hypocreales; Clavicipitaceae
Biological process (GO): spliceosomal complex assembly; regulation of mRNA processing; peptidyl-serine phosphorylation
Cellular component (GO): nucleus; cytoplasm
Molecular function (GO): ATP binding; protein serine/threonine kinase activity
Source: RefSeq, a predicted model, not a curated record
AUGUUGAGGGCUGAUUGUUAUGGUGGCACCCAUGAUAUUUUCGAGACAGAGAUUCUCUCAAAGAUCUGUGCAGUAGCUAGGCAGAGCUCUCACGAAGGGCGCGCUCAUGUGUCGCAUCUCCUCGACAAGUUCAAGCAUAAGGGACCCAAUGGCGAACAUGUUUGCCUCGUGUUCGACGUACUAGGACACCAUCUGGGUUUCCAAACGGCUAAAUACGAGGACGGAAGAUUACCUGUAAAAACCGUGAAGUUAAUUGCAAAACAGCUACUGCUAGGACCUGAUUUCCUUCACAGAGAGUGCGGUAUUAUUCAUACUGACCUAAAACCAACAAAUGUACUCUUGGAGUUGGAAAGCCCGGAAAAUGCCAUUUCCCAAUACCUGUCGGUAGUUCCCCCGCGGAGGGCCGGUCCCCAACGUGGUGCUCCGCUUCGUGAGGUUAUCACGACACCACCAAUCUCCGAAAUAAAGCAUCCUCCUGUCAGAAUUAUUGAUUUUGGCGUCGCAUCUUGGAGAAAAAAUCAUCUGUCAAACCUGAUCCAGUCACCGGCAUUAAGGGCACCAGAAGUAACCAUCGGCGCCCCCUGGGAUACUGGUGUCGAUAUAUGGAGUCUCGGAUGUCUUAUUGUGGAGAUUAUCCAAGGAGUAGCUCUGUUCUCCGGCGAGGGUCCAGCAAAGGGGACAUGGACGGCUGAAGAUGACCAUUUGGCAAGAACUGUCGAGAUUCUCGGCCCCUUCCCACUUCCUUUCAUUAGACAGGGAAGUCGCGCAGCACACUUUUUUGAUAUGCAAGGAAACCUUGUGCGAAUCCCGAACUUGAAAUCUACGAGCCUUGGACGCUUGCUAAACGGCACAUCGAAGCCGUUUCUCAAGCCCGAGGAAAUGCCCGAUCAUGAAGUCGAUAUAUUUAUUGACUUCAUUAAGGGCAUGUUAACAAUCGAUCCGGGGUCUCGAAAGUCUGCGGUAGAACUGCUGCAACAUGAGUGGAUUCAUCCCCGAUGA